CGGACGAGAGCGGGGCGCGCGAGCGGCGGCGGCGGCGGCGAGGAGGAGGAGGAGGAGGCGGAGGCGGAGGAGACGGGCCCUGCGGAGCCGCCCGCGGGAAGGACGCCUCCCCGGCAGAGCCAAAAGGCAAAGUGUGGCAUGUUACCAUGGAAGGACAACACAAUCAUCCACACCAUCUAGGGGACCAGAACAACCCACUCUGCAAAUUGGGAAGCCAGGAAUACCAGCAUGAUGCACAAAGGCAUCUGACAUCAUAUCCGUAUCGCUGCACCUUAGCAGACUUCCAGAUAGAAAAGAAGAUUGGGCGAGGGCAAUUCAGCGAAGUCUACAAAGCCACUUGCCUUCUGGACAGAAAACCGGUGGCUUUAAAGAAAGUGCAGAUAUUUGAAAUGAUGGAUGCCAAGGCUAGACAAGAUUGCAUUAAAGAAAUAGAUCUUUUGAAGCAAUUGAACCACCCCAACAUAAUCAAGUAUUUGGAUUCAUUUAUUGAAGACAACGAGCUUAACAUUGUCUUGGAACUGGCGGAUGCAGGUGACCUCUCUCAAAUGAUUAAGUAUUUUAAGAAGCAGAAACGGCUAAUCCCGGAAAGAACGGUUUGGAAAUACUUUGUGCAGUUGUGCAGUGCAGUUGAACACAUGCACUCCCGCAGGGUGAUGCACAGAGACAUAAAACCAGCCAACGUGUUCAUAACGGCCACGGGAGUCGUGAAGCUCGGGGACCUCGGACUGGGCCGCUUCUUCAGCUCCAAAACCACUGCUGCACAUUCCUUAGUGGGAACACCCUAUUACAUGUCCCCAGAAAGAAUCCAUGAAAACGGCUAUAAUUUUAAAUCGGAUAUCUGGUCUCUGGGCUGCUUAUUGUAUGAGAUGGCGGCUCUUCAAAGUCCCUUCUAUGGUGAUAAAAUGAACCUGUAUUCCCUCUGCCAAAAGAUAGAGCAGUGCGAUUACCCACCUCUUCCAGCCGAACAUUAUUCUGAAAAGUUACGGGAGCUGGUCAGCAUGUGCAUAUACCCAGACCCUGACCAGAGACCCGACAUUGGCUUCGUGCACCAGCUAGCCAAACAGAUGCACGUGUGGACCGCCAGCACCUGAGGCGUCCGCCGGCGCGCUCCCAGGAAAGCCGUCCCAGCUUAGUCUUACUUGAACCUUCUGUCUCAGACGAAACCAAGAGGUGCCUCGCCAAACUUGAGUGGGGGAGUCGAGCCUUCCUCGGAAGACAGUUCACGAUUUCUGCAGGCCACUUGCAGGGGUGCUCAGAGUGGAUCCUCUCAGUGAAGGAAGGCUGAGAUGCCUGCUUUUGCUGCAAGUGACGCUUUUUACAAAGCCAAUAACAUGUUACAGACGUAGAUCACUUACAAAGUCCUUUCUUAAAACUGUUGUGUGUAAUCUAGAUUAGGCUAGGCUGUAAUAGCAAGGGUUUCUCAUUGGUGUACUUGACACACCCCUUGUAUCUUAACUAAUGUGAAAUAUUGAAAUAAUUCCUUUGGUGAAAUCACUUUAUACUAAUGUAAAAACUACAGUAGAUUUUUUUUUUGUGUAAUUUGUGUAACUGCUACUUUGCCUCUUCUGCCAAAGGUUAAUAGCAAGUUCAGUUUCUAGUUCAUAUAUUUUUUUAAAGCAUCCAGCCUGGAGUUUUCGUACAUCCCUCCCUAGCAAGAAUGGGGUUUAGAGAGGGAACAUGUUUGAAGAUUCUUUUGUAACUGACAAGUUAGAAUGAAUAUUUUGCAAUGCAUUUUAUUUGUCAAUGUGGCUGCAGUGAGUCGGUGUCGACCUCCAACCAAAGCUUUUUCUAUCCGCUCCAGUGCUGGAACUGGCACAGAGACGCGCAUCUUAAAAUCCACACUUACAUGACCAGUGUUACUGUAAGCAGAAGUUUAGGAUCGGGGAAGAUAGAUACCCUUUUGCAAAAUCAUUGGUACUCCAGCCACCCCCAACUACUCCGAAACAGUGUUCGAAACAAAGGAUUUUACAUUGACCAUGAAAUAUGCAAGUCAACGAAAUUUCUUCCUAGCGCAAAACGUUCACCCACACUUAUUUACUGUGAAAACUCAUUUAUGAAUGUGAAUAUUUUAAACAAGCCGAUUUGAAGGAACUAGCAAGUUUUCAUUUAUACGUACUUUUAAGUGUCAGCAAAAUGAGUUCAUUAACUUGGUGAUCCCGUUUCUAAAGUCAUCACCUUCUGAAGGAGUAAGAAGUCCAGUCAGUCACUCACAUCUGCCCUUGUUCAGCUUCAGUAUUUCUGGAGGACACUAUUGAGAGGUGGGUGAUCAGUUGCUAAUUAGCGGAAACAUGGCCUGUAGGCCGUGCUUCCAAGGCAGGUUCUCCUUCUCCUGGAAAUAGGAGGCGACACAUGCAUCCUUUGGGUGGGUUUCUCGAAACCCCUCACUGCCUUAAAGCAGCAGGGCACUGCCAACUAGUUAUCAAUUCUAAACAAUCAUCCUAGGUGUUAAUAUCUGUUUAAUUGCUGUGAAAGAUGCUGGCAGUACAAGCCCACGGGGAAGUCGGGGCCCCUUGAUCUCAUGACGAGCCAGCGUCAUCCUGAGGACCGCUGCUUCUCUUCUGCAGUUCUGUGCUCAACCGCUUGCAAACUUUGAUGGGGGGUGUGUGUGUCUUUUUUUCUCUACUCUAAAAGCAAGUGAAAGAGAGAGGCUUCGUUACAGCGCUGCAGACUUCGUUUGAACUAACCACAACCUGCUCUUGGGGUGCAACACUGAAUAGGUCUUUGGCUGCUGGGAACUUUCGAGUUACAGGUCUGCGCAGCCUGGUCUCUUGCUUGCUCUGUAAGGCCUAUUAAUGCUUAAGUAAGUGUAUUUCCAAAGAAAUUUUUUGCAACUGUGCAUUUUUAGAUAAGAUUUAAAUGAUUUACUAAAUAAAGUUCUCUUUGUAAAAAGAAA
Varanus komodoensis (Komodo dragon) is the source of this 2893-nucleotide messenger RNA. RefSeq names its product NIMA related kinase 6 (gene NEK6). Gene Ontology annotation, molecular function: protein kinase activity; ATP binding. The transcript has 10 exons. The coding region runs from base 147 to 1091 and encodes 314 amino acids. Gene Ontology annotation, biological process: protein phosphorylation. Lineage: Eukaryota; Metazoa; Chordata; Lepidosauria; Squamata; Varanidae. The record is from RefSeq and is a predicted model, not a curated record.